GGGGUCAAUGCGCAUAGUCAAAGCAUUGCGCAUUUCGUGGCUAACCUCACCGAGUCGAUCGACCAGCAGUGAACGAGCUGUCAGUGCGAAAACCUAUUCAUUUCGUCUUGUGCUGUAUUUUGGUGCCUAGUGGGUGUGCUAAGUGUCUACGAGCGCAUUUUGUUUUAUUAAGGUGCUAAUAAACAUUAAACUUACAGGAUGCCUUCCGCAGCGCCACCCGCCGAAAAUGGCGCGCCCCGCAGCGAGCUUGAGCAGCUGCAAUUGCGCGCCGGGCAAGUCACCGAUGAUUCGUUGGAGUCGACACGGCGUAUGAUGCAACUAUGUGAGGAGAGCAAGGAGGCCGGCAUUCGUACUCUGGUCGCUCUAGAUGACCAGGGAGAGCAAUUGGACAGAAUCGAGGAGGGCAUGGACCAGAUCAACGCGGACAUGCGCGAGGCAGAGAAGAAUCUGUCCGGCAUGGAGAAAUGUUGCGGCAUCUGUGUGCUGCCGUGCAACAAGGGUGCAUCGUUCAAGGAGGACGACGGUACGUGGAAGGGUAACGACGAUGGCAAGGUGGUGAACAACCAGCCCCAGAGGGUGAUGGAUGAGCGCAACGGUAUAGGACCACAAGCCGGAUACAUAGGAAGGAUAACAAACGAUGCUCGCGAGGAUGAGAUGGAAGAGAACAUGGGACAGGUGAACACGAUGAUCGGUAAUCUGCGCAACAUGGCUCUGGACAUGGGCUCCGAGCUGGAGAAUCAGAACCGCCAGAUCGACCGCAUCAACCGCAAGGGUGAGAGCAACGAAACGCGCAUAGCAGUGGCCAACCAGCGCGCGAACAAGCUCCUCAAGUCUUAAGCACUUCGCACUUCAUUAAAGCCACUAAAAUGACGCUUGUCACACAUACCUACACGCUUAUUUUAUACAGAAUGGAUCUUUUCAAGUAAAUGCGCUGCAAGAUCUGUAGUUUGACUUCUUUCAGAUUAAUGUGUGAAAGGUGCUUGAGCUCUAUAUUUUUUUUUUGAAUCAGUCAUAAUAAAAUCUAUACUCACUAAAAUCUAGAAGACUUCACAAAGAUGUCACUAUAUUGAUCUUGUAUGCUUAUGGGCCGCUUAAAAUCCAUUAUGUAUAAAAUCAAUACACUACACAAUUAUUUUUAUCAAGCAAAAGUAAGAUUUAGCGUUAAGCUUCAGACAUUGCAAAAACUUUGGCAAGCGUCAUUUUAGAGCUCCUUAAGCGUUAUGUAUGUGGUAAGUACAGUUAUAUUAUUCGCGUAUAAUAAAUAAUAUUUGCAAUAAUUUGAUUUAUAUCGUUAUUGUACGAGGCUUGCGGACAAUCUGACUGACCAUGUUCCUAGUCAAGUUGUCGAGUAUUUUCCUAAAUGUUAUCGUAUACUAUCAGUAAAUGUAUUGUUAACUGUACUUACCUAUGUUCAUUUGAACUUUGAGAUUGCAUUUUUACAAUUUAUUUAUUCUUGCCAUUUUUUAAAGUUUAUUUGCGUUUAAGACGAAAUACUCUCGGGUGUGUAUUUACAUAAGGCAAUACUAAAUUUCAAAUCAAACAUAUUAAAAAUCAAUUAUAAAAUCACUUUUCCUAAAAUAAUACACUAAAAUCUUUAUUGCUUUAUAUAAAUACAACCUCUUGAAACUGCAAAAAGUAUGAUUUAUAAUUUUAGUAAUGUGCCAAAAUUAUUUUCUAUAGGAAUGCCUCAUUAUAAGACACGAAAUUUUAUGUUUUCACACUAAUUUCAAAGGCUUCGAUACAAAACCUACACCUCGCCUGUAGUCAUUUAAAAAAACCAAUAAUAAACAUUUCCUCGAUUAAUUUUACCUAAAAAAUGCACUAAAUCACAUAAAAUAUUUUCAGAUGACUUUGAACGGCCAAUCGGCCAAUAAAACGUUUUUCAUGAAUUUAAACACAAUGAUAGCACAGAGUAAGCACAAAAUUGUUUUAUAGAAAUACAUAUAUUUUCGUAUUCAUUUGCACUCAUCAUUAAUAUACGUGCAACGUACAUAUAAAGGCGACUUAGUAGAAUUUGACGCUCAAUACAUUACUACUAUUUCCCGCCAUAAAAUGGCGUCGUGACGUUUCAUUACACGAUAUAUUUCAGAAUUCUUGACCUCUAUAAAGGAGAAGCAAACAAUACUUACCUAUCAGCAAGUCUUUGUCUUAAAUUAAACAUUAGUGAGAUUUUAAAAUUAAAUAUUAUGUAGUAUUAUAUUAUAAUAUUUGUUGAGAUUUUAGGUAUCUCUCGUUUCACGUAACUGAGCGAUACUAUAGUUUGACUUUUACUUAUCGUACUUUCGAAUUGUAUUAUCCAAUGUACUGCUUUUUUAAUUUAUUAGAUUAAGAUAACGGUGCCUGAAUUCGUAGAUUUUUUUGUAUUUCUAUUAAAUUGUGACUUUUCAUUAAUUUAAUAAAUAAUGGCAGUCAAUAGUUUGAAUCCUUAUGAUUUAUUUAUUGUAAUUGCGUAGAUACGUUGUGUAAGCCAGUUAUUAUGUAAGCGCUUAGUACACGAUGUCGUGGGUGUCGCGGUAAUAGUUUGUUAAUGGGAAGAUAUUAAAUGACCCAGUGUACAGUUACAUUCAUCUUGAUUGCAGACGCGAUGUCGAUCAACCAUUUGAAUGCUUAGCGAGUUUCAAGUAAACUUUUGUCGAUACAUAAGCUAUAACUCGGCUAAAGUAUUAAUGUAUUCUACGAACACUUUGGCACUUCCGGAAACAAAUGAAUACGUAAUAAAGGAGCUACAAUAUAACUACUACCCGUGCCGAUAAAGAAUGGGAUUAGAAAUCGCGACAGCUGUAUUUACCUCUCGCUCAUACAUUAUAGCACAUGAGCGAGAGUUGAAUACAGCUGUCGCGAUUUCUAAUCCCGUUCUUUAUCGGCACGGGUUGUAUAUCAGUCGAGUUUUUCUAUUGACAAGAGUUAACAAAUAACUUGCGUGCGUAGCACUGUUAGUCUACUGACAAUUUUCGGAUGUUCUGAUUGGUUGUCCAAUUACAACCAAUCAAAUCACUUGUCAGAUUUGACAGUUUGUAUGAUAUAAGGCUUUCGUGCGAGGGUCAUAUAAAGCGUUGUGUAAUGUGAUUACAGAAUAUAAUGCAAUAGUCUAUGAAAACUAUAUCGUAUAGUUGAAUAUUUAAAACUUUAUUAUUACUUAAAGUGUAUUGUUGUAAGUAUGACGAAUAAAAUGUACCGGCCUUAGGAGUAAUGUGUAGGAAUGUUAAAGGCAGCGGCUUGACAAAUUAUAUUAUACUCGUGUAACAAGUUAGUUAAGAGUUUUCGAAAAUUUCUCUAUGUCUUUUUCUCUCAAUCGUAUUAGUUUCUAAGGAUACACGCGUACUGUGCGCGGACAUUUAUCUAAGUACAUCAUAUUUUAAUAAUGAAAUAUUUUAACAGUGUUGUCUCUUAACUUUUGAGCUGUAGUCCACACGCGCCGUCACUUUGUGGUACUGGCCACUGACGCCCGCGUGCCACUUUCCACUCGCCAGCCGGCGCAGACAACCGCGGUGACAGAACACAGGGCGACGCGACGGCGCGUGCGCAGCCUCGUAGAUUGUUUUGUAACAGCUAUUCAAUUUAACCAAUAGAUGUGUAAAUUUACCGCCUGCAUAAUCUGAAUAAUGAUUUUUAAUCAGCCUAAAAUAUUAACUACCUAGGAUUAAAAAUAAUUAUAUCUAUUUUCUUUAAGAAUAGAUAAAGGAUAGUAUAAACUGUUAAUUUCUAAUUACAUUAUUGAUUUGUUAAAUUACAAA
Molecule: messenger RNA, 3734 nt
Organism: Helicoverpa zea (corn earworm)
Lineage: Eukaryota; Metazoa; Arthropoda; Insecta; Lepidoptera; Noctuidae
Product: synaptosomal-associated protein 25
Exons: 8
Coding region: 199-837 (212 amino acids)
Biological process (GO): synaptic vesicle fusion to presynaptic active zone membrane; exocytosis; synaptic vesicle priming
Cellular component (GO): plasma membrane; SNARE complex
Molecular function (GO): syntaxin binding; SNAP receptor activity
Source: RefSeq, a predicted model, not a curated record